CCCCGGCGGCGGGAGCAGGGCAGGGGUGUUCAUCUCGGUGGGGCCACACUGACCAUGCUCAGGAGUUUCUGUCUCCAGCUCAUGUCCUUGAUUUGGAUCCUCUUGGCCCAUCACCAGCUUGUACAAGGAGAUGACUGCAGUGAGCGCUGCAAUCUCGCCCACGGCUGCUGUGACCAGGAUGGGAAGUGCAGGUGCGAUCCAGGCUGGGAGGGGGAGUACUGCGAGGAGUGUGUGCGUAUGCCGGGCUGUCUUCACGGGACGUGCCACCAACCCUGGCAGUGCAUCUGUCACACCGGCUGGGCCGGCAAGUUCUGUGACAAAGACAUACACAUCUGUGAACACCAGUCCCCCUGCCAGAACGGGGCACAGUGCAUCUAUGAUCGAGAUGGGGAGUACUCCUGCUUGUGUCCAGAAGGUUUCCAUGGGAAGGACUGUGAGAUGAAGACAGGGCCAUGUGAGAAGGCAGGGUCUCCAUGCAAGAAUGGUGGGCAAUGUCAAGAUGAAAAUGGCUUUGCCAAUAACUUCACCUGCCGGUGUCUCGCUGGCUUUGUGGGGGCUCUCUGUGAGCACGAUGUGGACGACUGCCUGAUGCGCCCCUGUGCCAACGGGGCCACCUGCCACGAUGGUGUCAACCGCUUCUCCUGCCAGUGCCAGGUGGGCUUUGAAGGGCGUUUCUGCACCAUCAACAUCAAUGACUGCGCCAGCCAGCCGUGCAAAAAUGGGGCAAAGUGCUAUGACCGCAUCAAUGACUAUGACUGCUUGUGUCCUGACCGUUUCACUGGCAAAACCUGUGAGAUCUCUGUCCCUGAGCCCACCUGGUCUCCUCCCUACCACCCUGCAAACCAUGAGAAUGCUGGAGGUGUGAAAAGCACCACUGGUGAGAUGCUGGGGGUGACGCAGCCAGAGCCCAUCAGGACUGUGGUCACAGGGCGGCGUGUGGCCAACCACAGUGAGAAAGAGCCGGGGGGAGGGUUGUUGAAAAUCUCUGUGAAGGAGGUGGUGACCCAAAGGGACUCAGGGCUGAGUGAAGCCCAGCUGGUGACAGUACUGGUGUUCGGGGUGUUGACAGCAGUGCUGGUCCUCAUCACUGUCCUGCUAAUGCUGAGGAACUGGCAGAGAGGCCGUCAAAGGUCGAACUGGUGCCAAAGCCCUUCUCAGGCUGCAAGAAAGCUCCAAGACCAGGAGUGUCAGGUGGGCAUGCUCAACACCAUCUUGAUUGAGCCAAGGAAGACCACAGAGCUGUGA
Molecule: messenger RNA, 1245 nt
Organism: Cinclus cinclus
Lineage: Eukaryota; Metazoa; Chordata; Aves; Passeriformes; Cinclidae
Gene: DLK2
Product: delta like non-canonical Notch ligand 2
Exons: 6
Coding region: 55-1245 (396 amino acids)
Biological process (GO): heterophilic cell-cell adhesion; establishment or maintenance of epithelial cell apical/basal polarity
Cellular component (GO): protein-containing complex; plasma membrane
Molecular function (GO): calcium ion binding
Source: RefSeq, a predicted model, not a curated record